UACAUGUCAGUCAGUCUGAGGGAGGGAUUUGUGCUGAGCGGUUGCGGAGGACAAUACACACGCUAGCACACGUGGGCGAGGAUAUAUUUUUGACGUCACGUGUGUACAAGUGCAGAAUGGAAUACUCGUCGUGUUUGAAUUAAGAGGCCCUUAUAUUACAGGGUCCUCUAUCAAUCAAAAGUCGUUACACCCAAGAACUGUAGCUACUUGCAGCUUUCUGUUUUCACCUCCCGAAAUAUAAGGACAAAGUGUUUUGUAUCAUUGUGGGCAAGUGGAAGGACUCCCUGGAAGUAAACCUGUGAAAGAAAGUGAAAUGUCGCCCUCAUGAUAAUGGCAUCGGUGACUGUUGUUGCUGGGGCGAUUUUUGGUGAUAUCUCUCCGUCUUCAUCAUCGUCUGUAGGAAGAUACGUCGACGACGAAGACGGUGGUGGCUGUCGGGAGAUGAUGCGGCUGUGGCGAUUGGAUUUAUAGAAGUGUCAAAAGACAGUUUCUUCCGGUGGUCAUAUCGUCUUCCUCUUGGAGGACCGGAGGAGGUGUCGAACAUGGACAUCCAAGCAAUGCAAUCCAUGGACUGGCUUUUUAAGAAGGAAAGGAUCUACCUGCUGGCGCAAUUCUGGCAGCAGCGCGCGACCUUGGCGGAGAAAGAGGUCAGUGCUUUGAAGGAGCAGCUGGCAACGGCAAACCAGAACCUGCAGUUAGUUGAAGGGAAAGGUGGGGUAGGCAAUAAGCCUCCCGGGGGUGGCGGGGGUGAUAUGGAACAAAACGCAAUGGACAUUAUCUCCCGCUCCGGCCUCGAAGUAGAACUUGCCGCGAAAGAAAAAGAGAUCUCGCAGUUGGUGGAGGACGUACAGAGGCUACAGACCAGCAUCACCAAGCUUCAGGAGAAUUCCGCGGGGCAGAUCGCGAGGCUGGAGGAGCAACUGGAGCACAAGCGACAGCACAUCACGCGCCUCGAGGCCCGGCUCGACGCCCAGAGGGACUACGAUGACGUCAAAAGGGAGCUCAGUAUUUUGCGCAGUAUCGAGUUUCCAUCGGUGGGUCCAGGAGGUCCUUCAGGAGAAACCAGCAAGUCACUGGAGAUGCUGCUCCUGGAACGGACCAAAGCGUUGCAGCAAGCAGAAAGCGCGGCACUGAAGGCAGCAGCUGAUCUCCAAGGUAGUACCACUACAACCUCGACCCCGACUACGACUGCGUCACAUCAUCUGGUGCAAGACUCCCCUUAUCAACCCCCUCCCCCUCCACCAUCCCAUCCAGCUCAUCUUCCUCUGUCGAACCAUUCCCUGGAACAUUCCUCGACAGUACCGCCCCCACCGCCUCCUCCGCCUCCACCGCCGCCACCUUCUGUCCCUCCGUCAGCAAUGCUUUUCCCGCCUCCACUACAAAACGUGGAAACUUUCGGUUCAUUUCUUGGUGAAGAGAUUGUUGCCAAUUGGCGACGGUCUCUGGAGAGAACCAUCCUGAGUCAGAGCCAUGCGGCAGUCAUAUCUUCCGCUCAGCAUCAGCAACAACUAAGUAUCCACUCCCCAACAGAUACUCAGCAGCCAUCUCCAGCAACCCCCAACUCCACCCACCAGCAGCCGUCGUCAGCGGACAGCAACAAGCCUGAAGGCUCCACAUCCCCGCACAACAGACCGCCUUCGUCUGCGACCCCGUCGUUCCCUUGCACGUCGUCUCCUACGUCACUGUCGUUAGUGAACGCGACGACAGCGAUAUCGUCACCGUCAGCGACCACAACGACGACAACGACAACGUUAUCAUCAGUGGGAGAUAGCGGAGCGCCGCUCCAUCACCACCUCAUGAACGGAAACCCUAAGACGCCUCCCGAAGACGCGUCGUCUUCAGCGUCAACAGCUAGUGCAUUGUGUAACAGUAGCAGCCAUUUACUGUCCAGUGUGAGUUCUAGUAACAAUAAUGUGAUCCCACCGCCCCCAACGAGCACGCCCGUCAGUGUGGCGGCAGGACUCAGUUUCCUUAGAAAUGACGAUAAUAUGAAAAGUCCUUUUAGGUUCGACGAUCCUCGAAGUCCUUUUCGUUUUUCGGAAGAUGGUGGAUCAAUGACUCCAAGUGGUGUGAUGGUAGGACGUUUAGGUGAGUCUCUGAUACCGAAAGGAGACCCGAUGGAAGCAAGGUUGCAGGAGAUGUUGAGGUACAACAUGGACAAGUAUUCCACACAAAAUUUGGACACUCUGCAUAUAUCGAGGAGGGUGCGCGAACUCUUGUCCAUUAAUAACAUUGGCCAAAGAUUGUUCGCUAAGUACGUUCUUGGAUUAUCACAAGGCACCGUCUCCGAGUUGCUGUCCAAACCGAAACCGUGGGAUAAGCUCACGGAGAAAGGACGGGAUAGCUACCGGAAGAUGCACGCGUGGGCGUGCGACGAGAACGCUGUCCUACUCCUCAAGUCACUCAUCCCAAAGAAAGGAAAAGACACGGGUAUCCCAGCGUUUGCCCGAGGCGACGCGGAUAACAUGACAGAAGAGAGGAUAGCGCACAUCCUGAGCGAGGCGAGUCAGUUGAUGAAGACUCAAGUGGAGGACAGCCACAGUAACGACAGCAAGUCUCCCAACCAAGGACAGUGUCCGUCACCGCUUGGCAAGGAUGGCUCUCAAAACCGUCGACUAAAGAAAUAUGAAAACGAUGACAUUCCUCAGGAGAAGGUAGUGCGAAUCUACCAAGAAGAGCUUGCCAAACUGAUGGGUCGCCGUAUGGAGGAGUCCAUGAGAGGAUCUCGCGAGCACUUCCCGAGUCUGCUCUUCCCUCAUUUCUUCAGUGCUGGUGGAGGUGGCGGUGGGCCCAUGGAUCGAACCCAAGAAGAAAUACGCAUGGCUCUAGACGCAUACCACCGGGAGUUAGCUAAACUGAAUUCUGUAUCCUCCUGUCCUCCUGUUGGCAGUCCAGCUGGACUUCCAGGUCUUCCAGGUCUUCUGGCUCUACAGCAACAAGCUCUGAGUCAACAACAGCAUCAACACGCCCAACUCAAUGGGGUUGCACAGGACCUAUCACUACCCAAGGACCGCAAGGACAGUGGCAAGCUGUCUAAUGGGGGUGGUAGUGAACUGUUGAUGGAGGGAGUUGAUAGCAAGAAGGAAUCUAGCAUGAUGGAAUCUGUUGCUGAUGUCUUAAGGCAUGCCGGUAGUGCUUUCUCCCUUGUCAGGCCAAAGACUGAACCAGGAGUGGGCCCAGGAAGUGGAUCUCAACAGCCCACAACUGGCAGCAGUGCAAGUAGUCCGCUGAGCAACUCUAUCCUGCCCCCUGCCAUGACACCAGGUGAUGAUUUCUCUAGUGGAGCUGCUGCUGCAAGUCCACUGCAACGUAUGGCAUCCAUUACUAAUUCACUCAUCUCACAACCAAGCACUCCAACACAUCACAGCCCAUCACAGCGCCCGCUCAAAGCUGUUCUCCCACCAAUCACACAGCAGCAGUUUGACAUGUUCAACAAUCUCAAUACGGAGGACAUUGUGAAGAAGGUUAAGGAGUCGCUAAGUCAAUACUCCAUAAGCCAGCGGUUGUUUGGUGAAUCUGUUCUGGGUUUAUCACAAGGCAGUGUGUCAGAUCUGCUUGCAAGGCCAAAACCAUGGCACAUGCUAACGCAGAAGGGAAGGGAACCUUUCAUUCGCAUGAAGAUGUUCCUGGAAGAUGACAAUGCAGUCCACAAAUUAGUGGCCAGCCAAUACAAGAUUGCACCUGAAAAGUUGAUGAGGACCGGUAGUUAUGCAGGUGGACCUCCAUGUUCAUCCCUCGGCAAACCGCAGCUGCCUUCUUCAAAACUCUCUGAUGCUGUCCCUAACAAAAAUCUCCCAGGUGACAACCAGGGAUCCAUUCUGCCUCCUUCUCUACAGCUCAUCCCCCCACAUCCUCAGCAACCACCUUCAAUACCCCAACCACCCCCUCCUCCCCUGUUGGUCACUCCGCCAGGCCACCAUUCUGUUGGAUCAUUAUCAAGUUCAGACUUGAAGAAGUCCCAACAGAACCAACAGUCAUCCCAUCCAAACCUUCAUCCAUCACAUCAUCAUCAUCAACAGCAGUCAGCAGCAUUGCGUGCACUGCAGCAACACAUGACACCAAGUGUUUAUGAGAUGGCAGCGUUAACACAGGACUUGGAUACACAGAUCAUCACAACAAAGAUCAAGGAAGCUCUUCUUGCCAACAAUAUUGGACAGAAAAUCUUUGGAGAAGCAGUGCUGGGUCUCUCACAGGGUUCUGUGAGUGAACUGCUAUCCAAGCCCAAACCGUGGCACAUGCUGAGCAUCAAGGGUCGUGAACCAUUCAUUCGUAUGCAGUUGUGGCUGAGUGAUGCACACAAUAUAGAUCGACUGCAGGCCCUCAAGAAUGAGCGGCGGGAGGCAAACAAGCGCCGCCGCAGCAGUGGCCAUGGUGGUGGUCUUGGUGGUGGCGGUGGUGGUGGAGGUGGUGCUGACAACAGCAGUGAUACAUCUUCCAAUGACACUUCUGAGUUCUAUCACAGCCCAAGUCCUGGACCUGGACCACCAUCUGCCAAGAAACAGCGAGUCCUCUUCUCUGAGGAGCAGAAGGAGGCACUUCGCCUAGCAUUUGCUUUGGACUCCUACCCUAAUGUAGCCACAAUUGAAUUCCUCAGUUCCGAACUAGCACUUUCUUCACGUACUAUCACCAACUGGUUCCAUAACCAUCGGAUGCGACUGAAACAACAGGUGCCUCAUGGUCUGGCACCAGAUGGGGCUGGACUAUUGCCACCACCACGUAAUGAUCCUUCCAAUGGUGGACAGCAGUCCUUUGACCCUGUUCAGUUCCGUCUUCUACUUAACCAACGCUUGUUAGAGCUACAGAAAGAGCGCAUGGGUCUUGGUUCCGUCCCUCUUCCAUAUCCACCCUACUUUGCUACAAAUGCAAACCUAGCUGCCCUGAUUGGUAGAGGCCUGCUUCCCACAGCAGACUGUGACCCAAAGGAGCAGUUCAGUGGGCUUGACCUGAGCAUGGGUGGGUUGAAGCGGGAGCCUGCAGACUAUGAAGAUGAGGAGGAUGCAGAGAGCAACAUGGGUAGUGAAGAUUCAAACCUCUCAGCAUCAAGCUUGCGGGAGACUACAACCUCAGCCACUGUGAAAAAAGAAUCGUCAGUGGUUCCUCCCACAACAGGGCGUUCAUCACGACGUAAACCAGCUGCACCUCAGUGGGUUAAUCCUGAGUGGCAGGAGGCUGUGGUAACAGAAACGGGGAAAGACAAACCUGCUGGUAGCAGAGGAGACAAGGAGGUGAUUAUUAAUGGUGUGUGUGUGAUGCAAGCAACAGCUGCAGAUGACUAUGGCAUGAAGCUGAAUGUCACCGAUGAAGAAACGGUCCGUAUAGAGCCAACACCAGUUCUCGAUCCUUAUGAUGAUAGAUGCAGUGAUGCUUCAUCAGAUGCCGUUCCUAUUGAGGAACAACGGACCCAGCCUACACCAACUGAACAUGAUGAAGAAAGAGGAAGUGCUAAGUCAGAAACUUCAUCUCCUCAGGAGGAUGAAGAAAGAUUGGAGGAAGGAGAAGAAGCUGAGGAAGAAGUAGAUGGUGAGGUGACAGAAGUGGAAGGGUCUGUGGAAGUGAGACAUAAAUUUAUUAAACACGAGGAUGAGGAUGAUGAAGGGAGGGUAUCCCCUAUUGAGGAGGAAAGGAAAGAUGGGGAAUGGGACAGGGCAAGUGGGAAAAGGCCACAGCCAGAAAGAGAUGCUGUGAUUGACAAGAGAAUUAAGGCAGAAGAUAGGGAGGAGAGAUGGGAAUAUUAAUCGCUUCCCACUUACUUUUAACUAAACGCUUGGUUCCAAGACUGACAUGUUGUUGUUGUUGUGGAUUCUGCAUGCCACAUGGAGUAAAACUGAAUACAGCUGUUUAUAAGAAGAACAGAAUGAUAUUGCUCUAGAGGGACCACAUCACUGAUUGAGCAUUUGAGCUGCUCUGACCUGUUUGUGGGUUGCUAAGGUUAUUCUAAAAUGUUUCCAGUUUUCUUAUACUUCUCACCCGUGGAGAUUUUUAAUUAUUUUUAAAAUUUUCAUGGUUGGGAAGGUUCUUAGAACAGCAGUGCAUUAGAAAUAAUUUUAAAAAUGCUUGGCAAACGAGAAGCCAUGUAUCAAAUAAUGUUCAAAUGUUCUUUAUGUUUACUGACUUUCAUAUUUUAUCAUCUGGUGAUAAGGACAACGAACCUCAAUGAAUAUUGUUUGGAAAUGAGAGGGAGAUUAAGAGAGUGGCCAGUGAAGUCUCCCUGAACACGUGCAAUCAUCGAAGUUGAUAAAUCAUAGUUGUGUUAAUUAUUGUGAUUUUUAAUGUUUCUGUUUGUUAUUACUUAACAAACUUAGUAUGAGUGAUGUUACUUCAUCUAUUUAAGAUUUUUUGGAUUUUUGAUUCUCCAGUAUAUAAGAGGGCACAUAUGUGACUCUCAUUAAUAAAUUAAUGAGUAGUUGAAAAAAGACUGUUACCAUAUUCUACUAUUAUUACUAGCCAAAAAUUAAUUAAUAAUGAUAAUGGCCAUUUGCAAAGCAAAUUUUAAUUGUGAUACUGAGCUUACGAAUAUGAGAAUGUACUUUUGCUGAUCAAAUCUCAUUCUGUGUGUGAUUUGGAUAUGCAAGGAAUCGAUCAAGUCAUCCAGAAAAUUUUAAAAGGUAAAAUAUUAGCCUUUUAAAUCCCACUUUAUUUGACAAAACAGUUCUCAUUUAAAUGUUGAAUAUAUUAUUCAAUUAUUUUAUUUUCUGUAAAAGCAAAUUACACAAAAAUGUGAAAGACUUUUGUAAAUAGAGGACAAAGCAAGCAACCAUUCAUUCAUCAAUGCCAGUAAACCUAAGAUAUAUAUGACAGUAUUGGUUACAAAGAGAGAACUACUUCAUAAGAAGUAUUGUUGUGAAAUAUAUUACAUAUAAGUAUUAAAUAUGUCUUGAUUGCAGUCAAGGUUCUCAAGAUUCAUUGAAAUUUUAUCAUGGCUUAUAUUAAGUUUGUUUAGGUGUUUACAGAACUUCCAUCUGUAAUAAAAUAAAUAUUUUCUUGAUUGCAAUUUUUUCUAUGAAUAGUUGCAUAUUCAUUGUUGGUAAUAUAUUAAGGAAACCAAAUUUUCCAUUUGGCAUUACCAGUUAUUAUAGCCAUAUAUUACAGAAAAAGACAUUUUCUUCUGUUUCAAAUACCAAAUGCUCUCUUUCCUCUUUUCGACCUGCAUUUUCACAGUAAAUGAAACCCCCGAAAGUGAUUAAUUGCUUAUUUUCUAUCUCCUGCUAGUCUUCUUGAAGAAAUCGUCUAGUCGAUACUCACCAGUGAACUCUCCAACUCACGGUCUGGUUGCUUUUAUAUUAUUUUGUAACAUUAUUUGCCAUUUCUUCUUGUAACGAAGAACUGGAUGUGGAGUGACUUCAUGUGGACAUGGCCAGAGCAAUAUGUGGUACCCGGACCCAAUUAUACGUGCAGUAUUUGCGAUCUCAUAUUACCAGAUCAACCCUCAGUUUUAAUUGUUUUUCCAUUUUAUGUUUCUUUUUCAGAAAUCAUCCAAAUAUAUUUGUAAUCAUAUUUAUGAAUUUUUCUAGUAGAACAUGUGCACUGUAUUAUUCAGAGCUUGGAUGAUUUGGCCUAUUAUGUAGAAUUCCAGACAUAGUCUUUGUUCUGAGAUGGUAGUUUUUUUAUAAUUUGUAUUUAUUAUUUGUACUCGCCUAAGGCAGAAGACAGGCAGUGCUAACUGGUACGUGAAUAGAGCAGCCAGUGUUCUGACUGUUGACGUUUUUGAACUUUUUAAAACUAUAAGCUGUGUUAAUCAUAAAAUUUAAUCCAGAAAAAAAAAAGGAAACUGAAAUCUUUGUCCCUAUAAAUGUAUAAAAUCAUAUCUUAACAAUAUUCAGAAAAUCAAAUAGUAGCUAAUGAAACAUAAUCAGAUUCAGUACGAUUCCACCCACUUGACAUUUUAAAAUUAUGCCCCCUUGCCCCAUGAAAUAUUCUAAUUCUAUUAUUCCUUGAUGUUAUUUAAGUUUCAUGAAAAAUGUUUAAUUAAUUUUUAUAUUGUAUGGAAUAUGGAUUGUGGAUAGUAGCAUGCACGACUUAGGACAAAGAAUCUUCUCGCAUCAUCCAGUUGUUCUUUCACAUUAAUAAGUAUAUAAAGUGUACAUUACUAAUAAUUACUGCGGACUGUACAGCGAAGCACCAUUUCUAGAAACAGUUUGGAUGUGUAUGUAUAUCUUCCAGUUUUCCCCCAACAUACUCUUAUAUUGAGAAUUAUGUGAAUGUGCCCCCUCUUGACCCCUUCCCACCACAAAACCCAUUGUACAUAAUCUACAGAAAUUGGGUUGUUAGAUGUGAUGUUGGGGCAUUGUGUGCGAACAAGACUAGUUCCUUAUGAAACACGAACUUGCUGGAACAGUUGUUAUGACCGAGAGUGCGGGUAAACUGUGUGUGUUGUGUGACUGGCUGCACAGAGUGUAAGGAGAACUGUAUCGUGGUUGAACACAAAACAAGAGAUGGAUACAAGAGAAAAUAAAUUUAUUGAGACUCUUAAAGAGUUACCCUAGUGCUGAAUGAAUAGUUUGCACAUUACAAAAAGUGCCCAAAACUAAAUAUAUCAGUUUUUCAUUUAAUAAUUCAUUACUGCUUAGCAUCAUAUGUACAUAUUUAUAUUCAUAUCAUUGUGUCCUUUUAAAAUUUCUAAUAUUAAAAGUUUCUCUGUAUUUAUUCAAGUAUGUGAUUAUUUCCGUAAAUCGUGCAAAUAGAUGAGAUACUUGAACAUAAUG
Molecule: messenger RNA, 8702 nt
Organism: Cryptotermes secundus
Lineage: Eukaryota; Metazoa; Arthropoda; Insecta; Blattodea; Kalotermitidae
Product: homeobox protein cut
Exons: 14
Coding region: 543-5735 (1730 amino acids)
Biological process (GO): regulation of DNA-templated transcription
Molecular function (GO): DNA-binding transcription factor activity, RNA polymerase II-specific; DNA binding
Source: RefSeq, a predicted model, not a curated record